GAGAGCUUUAUUUUAGGUCGUAGGAGGAGGAGGAGCUAGGAGAGAGCGCUAGAGAAAAGGCGAAUCAUCGAUGGAAGCCUUGAGCAAGAAUGGUGGCCGGAUGAAUGAAGGAGCGCAGCAGCGCGGCGGCAUUGACAUGUUAGGAAUCCCGCGGCCGCAGCUCCCGCGCGACGCCAGGGGAUCGCUGGAGGUGUUCCAGCCGCAGCAGCAAAGAUCGGGCGAGAGGGAUGCUGGCAUCGCCAUCGGCGUGGCGGAUUCUCGAAAUUUCGGCCGAAGCGGUCGCUAUGGCGCCCAAGAACAGCAGGUUUUCGGCGGGAGGUCUGUGGAGAGCACGCUGGAUUUGGCGACGACGAAUGCCGGGUGGAGGAGAUCGCCGUCUGGCUCGGGUUCCAAGAGUCCAGUUUGCGGCCAUUUCCAAGGGGAUUUUUCCUCCAUCGCCAAGCCGCAGAACGAUCGCGCUGCCGCCGAGCGUGCGGCGGAAUGGGGGCUGGUUCUCAAGGCCGAUGUUGGCUCGGGCAAGAUCCAAGGCGUGGGGGUCCGGAAUAACUCCGGGGACUCCAAGACUAGCGGGAGAAACUCUGGGAGGAGGACUUCGGAGGAGUCUUCCUCGGAUGCUGGCAGCGAGGCCGCGCUUGGGGGUCGGCCUCACAUUCCGAGAGUCUCGGAAGAUUUGAAGGACGCGCUCUCAUCGUUCCAGCAGACGUUCGUAGUGUGCGAUGCGACCGACCCGGAGCUUCCAAUUCUCUAUGCGAGCGCUGGUUUUUUCAGCAUGACGGGAUACACUGCCAAGGAAGUGAUCGGCCGAAACUGUCGAUUCUUGCAAGGUACCGAGACGGAUCCAGUGGAUGUUUCCAAAAUCCGAGUGGCUUUGGAGCAAGGGAAGAGCUUCUGUGGACGGCUGCUAAACUACAAGAAGAAUGGAACGCCAUUUUGGAAUCUCUUGACAAUAGCUCCAAUCAAAGACGAAGAUGGCAAGGUUCUUAAGUACAUCGGGAUGCUGGUUGAGGUGAGCCAGUUUACAGAGGGAUCUAAAGACAAAGCUGUUCGUCCGAAUGGAAUGCCAGAGUCUCUGAUCAAGUACGAUGCUCGACAGAAAGACAGCGUCGUGAGCUCGGUGUCUGAGCUCGUGGAGGUUUUCUCGACGUCGAAGCGAGACCAGUCCAACGACCACGACCGACGAGCUAGUGCUGGCAAGCUUACAGAUGUUCCUGAGGCUAGUCCCGUGAAGGCGAGCAAGAGAACUCGCAGGUCAUCCAGCUUACUGUCCUUUUUGAGGCGACAUGCGAAGGAUUCCGCUGAGAUCGAUCAAUUGACGCUGAAGACUGCCGACAAUGUCGACGACUUUCCUGAGGACUUUCAGAGAAAGAAGGAAAUUCGAAGAGGCAUCGACCUGGCAACCACAUUGGAGCGUAUCGAAAAGAACUUUGUCAUCACUGAUCCCCGUCUCCCCGACAAUCCAAUCAUUUUUGCAUCCGAUUCCUUUUUGGAGCUAACGGAGUACAGCCGAGAGGAAAUUCUGGGAAAAAACUGCAGAUUCUUACAAGGACCCGAUACGAAUCAGGAGACGGUGACUAGAAUUCGGUAUGCCAUUCGGGAUCAGAAAAGCAUCACUGUUCAACUUCUAAACUACACCAAACGGGGGAAGCCUUUCUGGAAUUUGUUUCACUUGCAACCCAUGAGAGACAACAAGGGAGAGUUGCAGUACUUUAUAGGAGUUCAGCUGGAUGGAAGCCAGCAUUUUGACAAAGUUCGCAAGGGGCUUCCUGACAAGGUCGAGCACGAGGGCGUUCAAGUGAUCCAAUCUGCAGCUGGCAACGUGGAUACUGCAGUUCGUGAACUCCCAGAUGCAAAUCAGAAUGUCUUUGAGAUUUGGAGGAAUUACUCAAAAAAAGUGUGUCCCAAGCCUCACAAGGUUCACAGUACUUCCUGGGCAGCCAUAAACAAGGUUGUAAAAAAAGAUGGACUCUUGAACUUACAGCAUUUUCGGCCAGUCAAAGCUCUUGGUUCUGGUGAUACCGGAGGUGUUCAUUUAGUGGAGCUACGAGAAACCGGCCAAUUUUUUGCUAUGAAAGCAAUGGAGAAGUCGAGUAUGCUCAAUCGAAACAAGGUUCAUAGAACACUCAUGGAACGAGACAUUUUGGAUAUGAUGGAUCACCCUUUUCUUCCAACUCUCUAUGGAUCGUUUGAGACUGAGGCACAUGUAUGCUUGAUCACGGAUUUCUGUCCAGGAGGCGAACUCUUUCUUCUUCUAGACAGGCAACCGUCAAAAACAUUCAACGAGCCUACUGUUUGUUUCUAUGCAGCUGAAGUGGUUGUUGCUCUUGAGUAUCUUCAUUGCAGAGGUGUUGUUUACCGAGACCUUAAACCAGAGAACAUACUUGUUCAAAGAAAUGGCCAUCUUUUGCUCACCGAUUUCGAUCUCUCAUUUGUGAGCAACCCGAGAGCUCAGUGUCAGGUUAUAAGACCACCCCCGCCUGCCUCUGAACGACGGAAGAGAAAGAAAGAAGCACCAGUUCCCCCUACGUUUGUCGUGGAGCCUGUUGCAAGAUCAAAUUCUUUCGUUGGCACGGAGGAAUACAUUGCUCCUGAAGUGAUAAAUGGUUCGGGCCACAGCAGUGCCGUGGAUUGGUGGGCUCUUGGAAUUCUCUUGUAUGAGAUGCUCGUUGGAUGGACUCCGUUCCGGGGUAAAAACAGACAGAAAACUUUUCACAACAUUCUCCACAAAGAAUUAAAAUUUCCUAGCACUGUCCAGGUCAGUCCUUCAGCAAAAGAACUAAUCCAUAGACUGCUGCAAAAGGACCCUUCGCAAAGGCUGGGCUCUUCAAUGGGAGCGAACGAGAUCAAACAUCAUCCUUUCUUCACUGGGGUGCGCUGGCCCCUUAUUCGUUGCAAGAGCUGUCCGCGACUAGAUGCUCCACUUACACUGACCGACGACUUUGUCAAAGGAACGUCUACGACAGACGCAUUUGCUGUGUUUUAGAUCAUAACUUGUCGGUAUGUCCUCUAACGAAAACGUCUGUGCAUUAGAUGCCACCUGCACGGAGAAGUUGUAUGAUAACAGUAGAGAGCCAAUACGGUAAUCCGCAAUCGUUCUUCUCAUUCUCCAGUUAAAAA
This is a messenger RNA of Selaginella moellendorffii, 3114 nucleotides long. Its product is annotated as phototropin-1A. The transcript is spliced from 22 exons. NCBI's taxonomy places the organism in Eukaryota, Viridiplantae, Streptophyta, Lycopodiopsida, Selaginellales, Selaginellaceae. The record is from RefSeq and is a predicted model, not a curated record. Gene Ontology annotation, molecular function: ATP binding; protein serine/threonine kinase activity. The coding region runs from base 71 to 2980 and encodes 969 amino acids. Gene Ontology annotation, cellular component: plasma membrane; cytoplasm; nucleus. Gene Ontology annotation, biological process: protein phosphorylation.